Molecule: messenger RNA, 1983 nt
Organism: Tarenaya hassleriana
Lineage: Eukaryota; Viridiplantae; Streptophyta; Magnoliopsida; Brassicales; Cleomaceae
Product: DEMETER-like protein 2
Exons: 4
Source: RefSeq, a predicted model, not a curated record
GAAACUGGAGAUGCUUUCCGUGAAAAGAAAAAGUAGGAUGUCAUUCAUCGACCGGGCUUUUACAAGUUUACUGACAUUGCAUAGUACGGUCAUGCUAAAUGGUACAGAAGUAUGCUACAGACAGGAUAUAUGACUAAUAAAAUAUGGAUAUGAAAAUGGUAUUUGAAAAUUAAGAUAUGAUUAUCAGAAAAAACAUGGGGAUAGCUAAUUUUGAUAACCAGUGAUGUGAUACGCUAAUCAUGGCUUAUUUUUGUUUUUGUUUUCCCCCUGCAAUCAACUCCAAAUGAUUUGCUCAGAAGGUCAACACGAAUAAAAAGUUAAAAGGUGUGAAAUCCAAGCUUAGCUAUCUACUAAUAUAAGAUAACGUUAUACAUAAUGUAAUACUGUAUAUUACCAUAUAUCAAUUCUACCCCCAAAUAAACUACACAUUUGUAACUCGUUCAUGACUUGGUCAUCAACGACGCCUUAUUCCUUUGCUAUUUGGGGUUUUUUUUGUACGAAGAUAAUUUUAUUGUAAUCCUUCUUUACAAGCGAGAACACCCAAUCCGAAUUUACAUUAAAUUUUAUCGAAUUAGAUAGUAUGGAAAGGGCUUAUAUACUUAGAAUUUCUAUAUUUUCUAACUUUUAGUAAUAAAAAAUUUAUAACUACUUCUGCACACAAAUUAAUACUUAAGUCCUCUUUUUUUAUAUAUCUUCUCAAGCUUUAUAUUAUUAUGAAUAUUCAUUACCCAUUCCACAACCCUUUGCUUUAGGUGAUUCUCGUUUAAAGGAAUGUGAUCUCUCCAUUCAUAACACCAUCAUCAAUAAUUAUUAGACAAAACAUAAAUUUCGAGAUUCCCUACCGCCAAUUAUUAUAUAUGUGAGUGUGUGUGUGUGUUGUAAGUUUUUUUUUCAAGAAACGAUAAAAGUACUAAUAAUUUUUGUUUGUACUCACCGGGAAAAAGCGAGUCGCACUUUGAUGGAUUUUUGCUUUGUCAAAUUACGCAUUUGUCCACACUCCAAAGACUGAAGCUACUUGGCUUCACCAUUCUUCACCUCACUAUCCUUUUCUAUGGAAUUGUCUCCCCUACUCUUCUCCUCUCUGGUGGUUGGUUUGCUUUUAGCUUGAAAUUUGAAUGCUCUGUAAUGGUUUUGCCAUAAAAAGGUGGUUUCUGGGUUUAACCAAAGGAAAAGGAAAUGGAAGGAGAGAGAGAGAAAGAAAUUAGGGUUCAUACGAUACCUCAAACAUUCUUCAUGCCUGAUCCAUCACAACCAAAUUCCAUCUCCCAAAGCAUGCAAGAAAAUCAUCAGCUAGAACAAUCAAGCAGAGGAAUCUGUAUUAGAAACUUACCUGCACUGGGAGCUAUGCCUUUUACACAUCUGUUGGCACUGGCGAAUGCAGCCUCCACCAGUUCAAUUGAUAUGAACUCAGCAUAUUUGGCGAAAUCUCUCGUUGAUAGUUGCAGGACUGAAUCCAGCUCGGGGACUUUGAACCCCGGAUCCUCACUUGGGCUGCAUGCAGGCAGUGCUGGCACUGAAAAAUCACAAUAUGAGGUUUCAACUUCACAACAGCAUUUCUACGAUCUUAAUCUUCUACCCGAAGAGAUCUACAACACAGUUCCUCAAACUGAAGCUGAGUUUGCUCCAAUAACUCCGGGGAAACCCGACAAAAAACUGCCUGAAAUACCAGCUCCAUUCUCUGUAGCAGAAACAGAUCAAAUGCUUCAAGAGCCUGCCAAAGAUUCUUUUAAUGCUGGAUCUGCUGCAACAGAAAAGAAACAAAAGAGAGAAAGUCAUGGUUCAUGUUUUGCAGCUGCAGGGAAAACAAAUCAAGAAUCUGUGAAAGAUUCUUUCCCUGAUGCUGUUUCUGCUGCAACAGAGCAGAGUCAUAAGAAAUCAAAGAGAGACAGAGGCGAUGUUCUGCAAAUUAAAACACCACAGCAAAAACCGAGAAGAAAAAAGCACAGGCCUAAAGUCAUUAUCGAAGGCAAAUUAAAACGAUCA